GAGAAAUAUGGUAAUUUUUCCGAUCAGAUGAGAAAAGCAAGAUGGUCGUCAAUACAGUGAAGUUUCAGGUGCAAUAAACUAAGCUUGUUAUGGAAGACUUCGACCCAAAACGGUGUUUUUCGACGACUUUUAGAAUGACGGUAGUGAAAUCGGAUUUAAAGUAACUGAAGGAAGUCCCUACAUGGAUGUUAUUGGAGAAAGUGAAGCGAUUCAGCAAAUUUUUAAUCAAGGAUUUGAUUUGGAUCAACUUGAAAAUCUACUAGCAGAACCAGAUGCAAGCUUAUUACUGUCAGAUUUAAACAACGAUGGGACGCUCAAGGCCCCCUCCCUGGCUGGGGGAGGGGGCAGUAUCGUUGGAGGCCAGAAAGUGAUCUUCAACAACAGAUCUCAGCUAGAGCAGAUCGGUGGCUUGAUGAACUUUGACAAUCUUGGAUUUGCGGAUGAGGAAAAUAUUCUUGGCUCUGGACUCUCUGUCCCCAUCAGCCACCUGCCAGACUCUCCACCGGACUCCGGCUCAGAACCGUACUCGCCCCCUGACACCAAGCAAAACUCACACCUUGCUUACCAACUAGGCCUCAACCAGGGCAUGGCACAUCAACCAACCAAUCACAACUCAGUCUCAACAGAGCUCCCCCUGCCAAACAGAACCUUGCUCUCGGGCGGCGUUGGUCACCAGCGCCAGCACUCUCUACCGGUAUCCAUCCCCAUGGUGACGAGCAUCCACACCCCUGCUUCCCUAUCCCAGCCCACUGUGGUGCCAGUUGCAUCGGUACCACAGAGCAAUGUACCAGUACCACCAGUAGUAGUGGUACAGCAGUCAGUGGCACCGUGCAACCAGGCUCAGGUACCGAGCUCUGUUGGGAUAUCUUCGGUGUCGGCCAAUGUGCCACCACAGACUGUACCCCAGCAGUUCAUGAACUUUCUUGCAAACUCGAAUGUUGCACCACCAACGAGUCUGUCCCAGGUUCCGAUGACUGAGACCAUCAAUACCGCCCUCACAAGGAAAGAAAGUUUUAUUGGACAUGUGCCUAAGAAGAGGAAACAUUCCCUGUCUCCCAACAACACGGUCAAUCAGAACAUGCUGAAUAAACUUAUGCAAGUCAAGCAGGAACCAGUUGAUGAAAUAUCAUGCCCUCACACAAUAGAUGGUGACUACAAUGUCAAUUCAAACAUGGGUGGUGAAUAUGGAUUGUAUGACCAGCCAGCCGGUGAUGGCUUGCCUUACACAGACACCAUCUACCAAUGUUUGAAAUGGCAGCCAUACCAAUCCAACAAGUGGAACAAACUACUGGAUGCCAACGGACAGGAAAUACCUAUCAUAAACUACAAAGUGGAGGCUGAUAAAGGCUUUAACUUCUCAGUGUCAGACGAUUCCUUUGUUUGUCAAAAGAAGAACCACUUCCAGGUAACUGGUCAUCUCUGUGUCAACGGCAUUCCCCAGAUGGUUCAGACCGAGUCUGGUACCAAGACUAUUGACAGUAUCUGCAUUCAUAUUAAUGGGAUCAAGGUGGAAGCGAUGAAUUCUUAUAUCAGAGUUGAACAGAGCCAGGCUGAUCGAAGCAAGAAGCCAUUCCAACCUGCAAAACUUGAAAUCCAUCCAGAGAAUGUUGUUAAGGUCACGAUAGGUCGUCUCCACUUCAGCGAGACCACAUCAAAUAACAUGAGGAAGAAAGGCAAGCCCAAUCCCGACCAGAGGUAUUUCAUGCUAGUAGUCUCAAUCCAGGCUCACUGCGGACAUGAGCAAUAUGUAGUAGCAUCACAGGUCUCCGAGAGGAUCAUUGUUAGGGCCUCGAAUCCGGGACAGUUUGAGAGUGACACUGAUGUUAUCUGGCAGAAGGGAUCAAACCAGGACACUAUUUUCCAUUCAGGUAAAGUUGGAAUAAACACAGAGAGACCCGACGAGGCGUUGGUCGUCCAUGGCAACUUGAAGGUCACAGGUCACGUGAUGCAGCCUUCCGAUAAGAGAGCUAAAGAAGACUUCCAAGAGCUGGAUCCAAGAGAACAGCUCCAGAACAUCAACAAGAUGCGCGUGAUGCGCUACAAGUACAUCCCGCAGUUCGCCGAGCAGGCCGGCCUACCCGAGUGCGACCAGGUGGAGACGGGGGUCAUCGCUCAGGAGGUGAUGGACAUCCUUCCGGACGCUGUCCAUAAGACCGGGACGGUCAGCCUACCUAAUGGGGCCAAGAUCGAGCACUUCCUGGUGGUCAACAAGGACAGGAUUUAUAUGGAGAACGUAGGAGCGGUCAAGGAGCUGGUCAGACUGACCGAUAACCUGGAGACCAGGAUUGAUGAACUGGAGAAGAUGAAUCAGAAGCUGGCAAAGCUGAAGAGGGUGGAUAGUCUGAAGUCAAACACCAGUGUCGGCACGCUGAGCCGAGAUGGCAGCAAGAAGUCGGCCGGGGGUAAGGACAAGUCCCGUCACAACCGGAAUGGGAGCGUCAACAGUAAGAAGGGCAAAGGUCAAUCGGACAUCACUCCCUGUCUCUCUCCGCGUUCCAUGCAGCUUCUUAUAGUAGCCCUCAUUCUUAUCAUGCUCUUCUGUUUUGCUGCGAUUGCCACUCUCUACAUUCUGGAGACGAAUGAUGAUGCAGUCAGCAUGCUAUCUUCUGCUCCAUCAAUGACCAACAUGACCACCCUAGGUCCCAAGACAUCCACAAUCCGCACCACUACACCACAGACACAGAAAGAACCUACUCCAGUUCCAGUGUAUUGCUGCAACGUUAAGACCGAUAUGACUUCCAUUCUACCCCCUCUCAUAGCGAAUAUAGCAGCUCUCAACUCAACGUUCCAUCCUCAGGCUUCGCCCACUCUGCCCCCUCAGGGUGUGCCCCUCAGUUCUACCACCACCACCACCAUCCAGCCUGGGACCGACAGAGAACCCGCACCCCCUGCGGUGGACGUACCCGACGCCAUGCCUCAGAACGGAAGCUCCGGGGGGAUAGGCUCCGUCAACAUGCAGAAUAGGAAGAGAAGGUCGACGCUACGUCGGAAGAAGAGGAUGACGAGCAUGGGAGUUGAGGUGAAUUUCAUCCAAGUUGACCGAGAAAAGACAAUCUGCCCAGAACACUGUACGUCAGAGACAAACUGUGGAGAAACCUGCAUUUCUACUGCAAAUGGGAACUUCACCUAUGAAGUAGCCGUACCAGCCCAUUUGCCAGUAAGGUUCCUGGAGCUGUAUUUGAAUACGAGUGAAGAAUCUGUGAUGGUUCUCUGUUCCUGGACCGGUUCUUCUCUCUGCUCAGAGCCGAUUGAAUCAUUGGAAACUUCACAACCAUUCAAACACACAAUUGGUUUUGCUCACUUGUGGCAGCUACCUGUUGGUGCCUAUCAGAACAGUGCCUAUGUUUUUAGGAUCAUGCCUGCUACCGAUCAGGAUCCAAACACAGUCUGCAGACUGGAGAAUGAAUAUGUUGGAGAUGAUUACCUAGAAUACUGGUUCCGUUUCACAAGGGAUCUGUCGCUGUGCCCUUCAUAGAUCAGCUCGACAACAUCAGAUUCAAUCAACCAUUUGCAUGUGAAAAUUUUAAAAUGGAAUAUCACAUUAUUGAUAAUUUAAAGCAAUAUAGGCGUCAGCGUUCAUUGGACAGGGAUGCCUUAUCAGACUAAAGUCUGCAUCAGAGUUUUCUUCAUAUUUUUGGCUGUGGGAAAAUAUCUUUUCAUGGAGAAAAGGGGUAAUUCUUAAUGAUUUGCAGACUUUUUUUUCUUCAAAUUAUCAAGCCUAAGUGGUAUUUCUUAUGGGGAAUGGAUUUUUAUUUGCUGACCCCUGAUUUUGUGAAAAGCACUGGAAACACCUGUAAUAUAGAUUUCUGAGGGGGGAGAGCAAACUUGAUGUACCAGCGAGAAGUCCUUUGUCUAAGCUUGGCUUAGCCUCUGGCAAACAUCACGUUAGAAUUGUGAGAUAAUGAGUUUUUUAUCAUAAGGCAAUUUCCAGUGACAUUACAUAUUACAGGGGGCCGUUUCAUGUAGCUGUUUGUAAGUUAAGAGUGACUUUAAGAACGACUUGUGAUCCUUUCUUGUGGUAAAUGAUAUUCACCAUUAAAUUUUCAUUGAUAAUUAUUCAGCGAGAAAGAAAGGUUCACCAAUCGUUCUUAAAGACGCUCGUAACUUGCAAACAGUUUUAUGAAAAACCCACCAAGCUGCGCAUAAGUUAAGAGCGACUCUAAGAACGACUGGUGAUCCUUCCUUAUGGUAAAUGGUAUAUUCAUUGGCGAUGAUUUAGCUCGUAAGAAAGGUUCACCAAUCGUUCUUAAAGACGCUCGUAACUGACAAACAGCUUUAUGAAACACCCACCCGGUCAUAAAUCUCUAUCACACUUGUGCGUGAUUGGCAUCUUAAUGGUUUCACAUUCCCCAUACAAACUGAUGUACAUGCUAAGUAAAUACCUUGUGACCUUUGUCCCUGGACCCGCCUCAUUUCAAGUUUGGUGCUGCUCUGCCGGUGUAAAAGUUGGCCCAACGCCAACACCAAAAGGUUAACACCGAACUUGAAAUCACCCUGAGGCUACGGUCAAGGAAUGUCUUGGCGAAAAAGCUUGUUAGUUGUGUCCUCAAGAGCUUUCAAAUACAUAAUUCUGGUUUCACUAAUUGCAAUCCUCUCCUCCCACCCCACCCCACUCUCCCUCCCCCCCCCCCAAUCAAGGCAAGCGACCUACAGAGGGAUGGUCAGUCUGCCAUAAAAAAAAAUUCAUACAAAUAUUCAUGGAAGAAUAUAUUUUUACACAAACAGGUCAAUAAGCAAAUUGAUGAUAUUUUGCAUUUAUGAUGAAAUUCUGAUCGCCUAUGUAAAUAUGUAUAUAAAUAUUAUGCAUACCAUAUUCAAAUACUUGGUGAAUAUUUUUAGACACAAUUAUUAGAACUCUCUCAAUGCAGUACUUAUGUAUUUGAUUCUUCAGGAUUUUAUUAUAGAAUAAAUAAUUUUACAAAUAUGUAUUUUCAUGAAAAAAAGAAAGCUAUAUCUCUUUUUGGUGUUUGUGGUCAAUGACAAUCUUGAAUUAGUUUGGGUUGAUUAUAGGGCCAGAAUGAUAGGAUAAUACAUGUAUGUAUUUGAAAACAAAUGAAUACUCUUUGAUUUGGUAAAGCAAAUUAUUUCACCAUUUUGUCAUCAUGCACAAUACCAUAUUCAGCAGUGUCAGAUUUUGCUAUUCUGAAUAGUUAUCUCAUAUAUACAUAUAUAGUCCGGUUGAAAAAACAUGCAUAUACAGGGAUAUUUCUUUUGAAAGAUACAAGAAGAGAACACCAGGGCCCCGUCUUACAAAGAGUUACGAUUGAUCCAAUCAAUCGUACUUCUAUGGAAAUCCAUUAGUGUCAUCUUUUUUUCUACAGGAAAUUUGCAAAAUGUCCUUUGUAAACAAAGGAAAACACACCAAAUUGUCAAGAAAUCAAUGACUUUAUGGAUAUACAUUCAUAUCUAGAACAAACAUGCAUUUCAUAGGUUGACUUUGCUGGCUUUCCAUAGUUGCGAUUGAUCGGAUCAAUCGCAACUCUUUGUAAGACGGGCCCCACAAUUACUUGAUCGUUAUACUUUUAUGUACAAGUGCCUGGUGUAGCUAUCCCGUACAUUUGAGGCAGCACUGCAUGAAGUUCAAAGUAUAUUCCUCGAUUUAUCUUAUCCAUAAUUUCUUUUAGUUUUGUAGGCUCUCCUAGGGAGGUCAUUCCACUGGAUGAUUACUUAAAUAUUGCAUAUUCAUGACUCAAAACAAUUCCAUUUAUCAUAACAGUACUAAUGUUAUUGGCAUGUCAAGUACUUAAUUGUGUUUUGUACUACCGGGUCCUAUCAUACAAAGAGUUGUGAUUGAUCCAAUCAACCUCAAAUAUUUGAAAAUCCGUCAAUGUCAUAAUUUUUCCUACAGGAGAUUUGCACAAAUUCUUUGUAAACAAAGAGGAAGCCCACUAAAUUGUCAAGACAAUGAUGAAUGUAUGAAUAUACAUUAUAAUCUAGAAAACAUUUUAAACAAUCAUGCAUUGUUUAUGUUGGCAUUGCUUGAUUUUCAUAGUUGUGGUUGAUGGGGUCAAUUUGCAAAUCUUUGGAAGAUGAGGCCCUGGUUUCAAUUAACAUAUGAUGGAAAUAGGGGAAUGGAGAAAUCAUCUCAUAUGUCAGGACAUGAAACUCAUCUUCUCUAAGAAAAGAAGAGAUGUUCUGAAGAUUAUAUGGAGCUUGAGAAUUAAACACAUUCCACUUCAAAUAAAUGUCUUUCAAUUCGUACAAAUUAUCAAAUUUUUAAAUUAAAAGUAUAUGGCCAAUUCUGUCAAUUUUCUAGAAUUUCUAAGUUUUAUGAGAAUCAAAUUAAUUUGGAUCCUGUCAGUGUUUUCUCAAUAUUUUCAGUCAAAUAAACAAGACAAAAAAAGGGAAAAAGAAAACAAAAAUCUUGUUAAUCCAGAAGAAAUUUGUCACUUUCAUAUUUCUAAAAUUGGAAGUGAAAUUUAGAUAUGGCAACAAGAAAAUUUUUUGACGCUCAAAUUGGCAAAAUAUGUGUACUUAUAGAAUGUGUGAUUUUUAUACUGUUUUUAAUGAUUACACGGAUGAAUAUUUUAUCAUAAAUUUUAAUGUAUAUAUUGAAUAUUUUGCUACACCUUUAUAUACACUCAUUAUAGCCGCAGGAGUGAAUAGUUUGUACCGGUUACCACAUGUGCAUUUAGUUUCAUGCUAUAUCCAUUAUACAAUGACAGAAAGUGAUAUAUUUUGUGGAUGUAUAUUGUACUUGUAAGUUUGGAUAUAUUUCAUUGACUCUAUGAAAAUUCAGAUAUGUUCUAUCUUUUAUUUCCAAGUAUCUUUUCACUUGUACGACCAUGAUUAACGAAAGUGAAAUUUGAACCCAGCAAUGAGAUAAUACUUGAAGAAUAAUGAAUAAUAGAAAUGAAUAAAAAUAUUGUGAAUAAAACAAAUAAUGCACAGCUGUACAUUUGUGAUGUUAGUGGCAUUACAGCUAAAUCUUAUGCUUGCACAAGGUAAUACAAAAGUACCUGCUGCAAGCGCAUUUUCACAAUAAAUACCAUUGUAAAAAAUGCCACUGACAUACACACUUUGAAAAUUAUGUCAUCAAAGACACUUUACAGUACCAUGAAAAAUCUUGUCCCAAAACUUCAUAACUAAUCUAUUUUUCGAAGGAUGAUUAUGUUCAAGACAGGAACUUCAAUCACAUUCUGAAAUUGAAAUACAAAAUAUUACAUAUGUAUAUUUCUUGCAAAGCAACACAUAAUUUUGAAUGAAGCACAAUAUUUUGUAUGUAGUCCAAUUUCAUUUCACAUGUUUAUCAAAUUUGUAUGUAUGUACUAUCCUCACUCUUCAUAUAUGUAAAUAAGAAAAUAGAUAACAAAGUGAUUUUUUUUCUAGAUUGAUGAAAUCGUGAAUUAUAUUAUUAGAAAUUGUCUGGUAGAAAUAUCUUAAAGACUUUAAAAUUGAAAUAAAAUCAGUACUGAGUAAUCAUGUGGAUGAAAAAAGAUUGAUUAGUUGACAAAUAAUUUAGAAAUUGUAAAGCAACAAGCAUAGGCUUGUGCAUGUAGUGUCUUUAUAAAGGGGUAUACCAGACUUGAAAAUAAAAUGAUUUAAUAGAUAGAGUAAAAUUAGAUUAACAAAAACACUGGAAAUUUCAUUAAAAAUGGAUGGAAAAACAAAGUUAUGACAUUUUAAAAUUAUGAUAGCAUGCAUUUAAUGUUUUCACAAAAUAUUACAAAAUUUGAUAAUUGAAUAUCUUAUUUUAAUCAGAAUAUGACAAAACUCUUAGCUUUAUGCCUAUUUAAUUUUUCUCUAUUUAUUAAUUUAUUAUAAUGUUCAGCCUGGAAUACCGCUACCUACAUGUACAUGUAUAAGAUGGGAUAUUCUGAGGUGAAUAACUGUAAUUGUUAUGAUUUGAUUAAUUAAGCUAGAUGUGACUGUUUUCUUAAUUAUGUUGUAAAUGUAUUGCUGAAAAAAGAGAUUUGUUAGAAGUAUUCAACCUUAGUAGAAAUUUAUUUGCAAAUGCUCGCAAGACUUUCAAUUGCAUGUACAUGUAGUCCUAAAAUUGGCUUGCAAGUAGUUGCAAGUCUCUUAUUAUUCUAGUACUGCCGUAGAAUAGAUUUUUUGCUAUAGUUUUUGCAUAGUAUCGGAUGGGCACACUUGUACGAGGGGCAAAUUCAGAUUUAAGUCAAUUUGAAUACAAGAAAAUGAAUUUGGUGCAAGUUUGGAAUAAAGUCCAAAUCAGUUGUAAAUUUGAGACACUUGAAGUGUUGUCAAUAUUAGAAAUAAGUUACACCUGCUUUCAUUAAAAGAUUUUUUGAUGUGAUAGCUGAAA
Molecule: messenger RNA, 8266 nt
Organism: Lytechinus pictus (painted urchin)
Lineage: Eukaryota; Metazoa; Echinodermata; Echinoidea; Temnopleuroida; Toxopneustidae
Product: myelin regulatory factor-like
Exons: 23
Coding region: 182-3475 (1097 amino acids)
Biological process (GO): protein autoprocessing; positive regulation of DNA-templated transcription
Cellular component (GO): endoplasmic reticulum membrane; nucleus
Molecular function (GO): DNA-binding transcription factor activity; sequence-specific DNA binding
Source: RefSeq, a predicted model, not a curated record